AAAAGACGUAACGCUAUAUUCAAAACGAAAGUAAAAUGUUUGUAGGGAUCCAUUUUGCGUCGACAGAAAGAGCGUAAAUGCAGUCUUUUAAGUCUGGCUGAGCUGGGACUCUCCUGGUGCUGCCCUCGAGGAGAACUACUGCCUCUAAAUGAGUCUGUCUGGGGAGAUAGAGGAAGGGGGCCCUGCCUCUAAAAUUAGUCUCUCUGGGGAGACUGAAGACACAGUCAAAAGGAUCAAGCAUCAGAGACCAGCCUCACCUGUACCCAGCUGUGUGUCCAUGAAGAGUGACAGGUCUAUGGAACCCCCAUUCAACUUCAGAGAAGGAGAUCUUACCACUGAGUCAGGGAUCAAGCAUCAGAGACCAGCCUCACCUGUACCCAGCUGUGUGUCCAUGAAGAGUGACAGGUCUAUGGAACCCCCAUUCAACCUCAGAGAAGGAGAUCUUACCACUGAGUCAGGGAUCAAGCAUCAGAGACCAGCCUCACCUGUACCCAGCUGUGUGUCCAUGAAGAGUGACAGGUCUAUGGAACCCCCAUUCAACUUCAGAGAAGGAGAUCUUACCACUGAGUCAGGGAUCAAGCAUCAGAGACCAGCCUCACCUGUACCCAGCUGUGUGUCCAUGAAGAGUGACAGGUCUAUGGAACCCCCAUUCAACUUCAGAGAAGGAGAUCUUACCACUGAGUCAGGGAUCAAGCAUCAGAGACCAGCCUCACCUGUACCCAGCUGUGUAUCCAUGAAGAGUGACAGGUCUAUGGAACCCCCAUUCAACCUCAGAGAAGGAGAUCUUACCACUGAGUCAGGUAAGAGGAGCAGAGCUGUCCUGGCAGAGGACCAGUCCAGGUGUGCGCUGUGUGAGCAGGUGCUGAGGGAUCCAGUCUCCGCCCCCUGUGGACACAGGGUCUGCAGAGCCUGCAUCUCUUCACCCUGGCAGCAGCCUGGUCCAUCAGCAGACCACACCUGCCCCCAGUGUGGAAAGAGACCCAGAACACAACCUGGACUGCUGCCACCUGGACAACAGGACAUUCAGAGAAACACUGACACCGUUGUGAGUGGACUCCAAAGAAUGUUAGGGACUCAUAAAGCCACUAUGAAGAGGAGAUUUGAACAUGUGAUUGUAGGCAUCAUGACAUCAGAGAAUGCCAUCCUCCUCACCAGUAUCUACACUGAGCUGUACAUCACAGAGGGAGACAGUGAAGGGGUUAAUAAUGAACAUGAAGUCUGGCAGCUUGAGACGGCAUCCAGGAUACGAAUCACACACGACACACCCAUCAACUGCAAUGACAUCUUCCAGCUCCUACCUGGCCAAGAGAGACUCGUCAGGACUGUGCUGACGAAGGGCAUCGCUGGCAUCGGAAAAACCGUCUCUGUGCAGAAGUUCCUCCUAGACUGGGCUGAAGGGAAGGCAAAUCAUGAGGUGGAUGUGAUGUUUGUGCUUCCUUUCCGGGAGCUGAAUCUGAUCAAAGAUGUCCGGUACAGUCUCCUUCAACUGCUGAGAGAUUUCCACCCAGAACUUCACAUGGAGGAUGGAGAGAUCCUCGCUGUCUCUAAAGUUAUGUUCAUCUUUGAUGGUCUGGAUGAGAGCCGACUCCCUCUAGACUUCAGAAGAAACCAGAGCUGGUGUGAUGUCACAGAGUCCACCUCAGUGGAUGUGCUGCUGACCAACCUGAUCAAAGGAAACCUGCUUCCCUCUGCUCUCAUCUGGAUAACCACUCGACCUGCAGCAGCCAAUCAGAUCCCUUCUGAGUGUGUUGACCUGGUGACAGAGGUACGAGGGUUCAAUGACGCUCAGAAGGAGGAGUACAUCAUGAAGAGAUGCAGUGAUGAGAUCCUGGCCAGGAGAAUCAUCUCACACAUCAAGACAUCAAGGACCCUGUACAUCAUGUGCCACAUUCCAGUCUUCUCGAGCAUGUGUGUGACAGUCCUGGAGCACAUGUUGAGAGCAGAUAGCACAGGAGAGAUGCCCCAGACCCUGACUGAGAUGUACACACACUUCCUGCUCAUUCAGACCAAGAUGAAGAACCAGAAGUAUCAAGAAGGAAACGGGACAGAUGAAGAGGAGCUCUUGAGGUCCGACCAGGAAGUUCUCCUGAAGCUGGGGAAGCUGGCGUUAAAACAUCUGGAGAAAGGCAACCUGCUGUUCUACCAGGAAGACCUGGAAGAGUGCGGCCUCCAUGUCCAAGAGGCAUCGGUGUACUCUGGAGUGUGCACGGCCAUCUUCAAAGAAGAGUCUGUGCUUUUUCAGAGGGUGGUGUACUGCUUUGUGCACCUGAGCAUUCAGGAGUUUCUCUCGGCAGUCUACACGUUACAUUGUUGCGCAACCAACAACAUGGAAGCACUGAGGCUGUUCCUACUAUGGGAUUUUGAACCUGUACCUGAGAAUCUAUCUUUGGAAGACUUGCUGGAGGGGGCAGUAGGCAACGCUCUGAGGAGUAAGAAUGGACACCUGGACCUCUUUGUCCGCUUCCUCCACGGCCUCUCACUGGAGUCCAAUCAAAAGCUGUUAGGAGGCCUGCUGACUCAGACCCAGAGGAGUCCAGAGAGCCUGCAGAAGACAGUCAGAUGCCUCAAGGAGAUGUGGAGGGAUAACAUCUCCCCAGAGAGGUACAUCAAUGUCUUCCACUGCUUGAUGGAGAUGAAAGACUAUUCAGUACAGCAGGAUAUCCAAGCAUACUUGAAGGAGAAGAAAUCAUCCACGGCCCUGUCUGUAACCCACUGCUCAGCACUGGCCUACAUGCUGCAGAUGUCAGAGGAGGUUCUGGAUGAGAUUGACCUGCAGAAAUACAACACAUCCAAGGAGGGGCACAGGAGACUGCUCCCAGCCAUGAAGAUCUGCAGAAAAGCUGUACUCUCUGGAUGUAAACUCACUGAUGCAUCAUGGGAAGUGGUGUCCUCAGCCCUCACCUCUAACCCCUCCCAUCUGAGAGAGCUGGACCUGAGGGACACUGUCCUGCAGGAUCCAGAAGUGAAGCUGCUCUCUGCUGCACUGGAGAAUCCAAACUGCAAACUGGAGACUCUGAGGUUGCCAGCCCUUCACAUCACAGAGGAAGGCUGUGCUUCUCUGGCUUCAGCUCUGAAGUCAAACCCCUCCAUUCUGAGAGAUCUGGAUCUAAGCAACAUUUACCUGAGGGAUUCAGGCAUAAAGCUGCUCUCUGCUGUACUGGAGGAUCCACUCUGCAACCUGGAGACUCUGAGGUUGCCAGACUGUCUCCUCAAAGAGGAAGACUGUGCUUCUCUGGCUUCAGCUCUGAAGUCAAACUCCUCCCUUCUGAGAGAUCUGGAUCUAAGCAACAGUGACUUGAGGGAUUCAGGCAUGAAGCUGCUCUCUGCUGUAAUGGAGAAUCCACUCUGCAAACUGGAGACUCUGAGGCUGUCAGGCUGUCUGAUCACAGAGGAAGGCUGUGCUUCUCUGGCCUCAGCUCUGAGGUCCAACCCCUUCCACCUGAGGGAACUGGACCUGAGCUACAAUCAUCCAGGAGAAAAAGGAUUGAAGCUGCUCUCUGCUGCACUGGAGAAACUCAAUAUUGAUCAUGGUGGAGAGUGCAGGAUCAAACCUGGCCAUAGGAAAUAUGCCUGUGAGCUCACAAUGGACCCAAACACAGUAGAGACACGCCUCUCUCUGUCUGAGGAGAACAGAAAGGUGACAUUCGGGACAGAGCUGCAACAGUAUCCUGAUCACCCAGAGAGAUUUGAGGGCUGGUCACAGGUGCUGUGUAGAGAGGGUCUGUCUGGGCGCUGUUACUGGGAGGCAGAGAGGAGUGGAUGGGGGGUUUCUAUAGCAGUGACAUAUAAAGAAAUCAGCAGGAGAGGAAGGGGUGUUGACUGUAGGCUUGGAUGGAAUAAGAAGUCCUGGAGUCUGGAGUGUCGUUCUAACAGUUACUCUGUCAUGCACAAUGAUAACAGCACUUACAUAUCUGCCCCUCCCUCCAACUCCCACAGAGUAGGAGUGUAUCUGGACUGGCCGGCCGGCACUCUGUCCUUCUACACAGUCUCCUCUGACACACUGACCCACCUGCACACAUUCCACAGCACAUUCACUGAACCCCUCUAUCCUGGGUUCUAUGUUUGGUCUGAUUCCUCAGUGUCCCUGUGUCAGGUAGAAUAGCCCACACACACUCACACACUGUGCUCACAUAGAUGUUAUUGAAGAUUGAACUGUAUACAGUUGUAAUUGAUAUCCCAGAGUGUUUGUAAAUAUUGGUGUGUGUUGAAUGUUUGUUUUGUUUUGAUUGUUGACAAACAACAAUACUGUCUUUGAUCUCAGUUCCACUGAAUGUGAUCAACUAAAUAGUGUUUUACUGACUAAAUAAGGAGAAAUGAAGAUGUUUUAUACAGGAGGAUAGACACAAAAACACACACACAUGCACACACAAUGUAAACACUACAUUUAGGACCAGUAAUAUGACAGUAUUACCCACUUGAAUAUACACUGUGUAUGUCUAGUGUGAUCCCCUCUCUCUAAUCCCAAAUUAAACAAUUGUAAUAUUAUGUAUUAAAGGCAUUUCAUACUUGCCUUGAGCAGUGAUUCUGCUUCUUUCAACAACAUGGCAUCAAGUUUUGAUGGUGGUUGUGUCCGAGUGAGAAAAUAAUUCAUGUGAUUUGAAAGAUGUUGUCAAUGAAUGCAUUAUGUGUGUAAGCAAUGAACAAGUAUCCACAGUUUAGCUCCAUGUAUUGAGUUUUGAAAAUGUGACCGAAGUAUUGAAAAAUAGUUCCUAGCAAUUGUAAAACAAAAUGACUGAAAUCAAUCUGUCCAUCUGUUGAUUGGCUGAUGAGCUUCAACAGAGCGAUAGUCUGGUGUGUUUGAUACGUCCUCCUCUAGGGAGAAAGGGGGCAGCAUCAACAUCCUGAGAUGAUUCUAUACUGG
This is a messenger RNA of Osmerus eperlanus (European smelt), 4861 nucleotides long. Its product is annotated as NLR family CARD domain-containing protein 3-like. The transcript is spliced from 15 exons. The record is from RefSeq and is a predicted model, not a curated record. Gene Ontology annotation, biological process: intracellular signal transduction. The coding region runs from base 149 to 4102 and encodes 1317 amino acids. Gene Ontology annotation, molecular function: protein binding. Lineage: Eukaryota; Metazoa; Chordata; Actinopteri; Osmeriformes; Osmeridae.